UUGUGAGAGAGAAUUGACGAGGUGAUGACGGCUGCGGAUGCGACGACGUCGUCUUCGCGGUCGACGGCGGCGGCGAUCCCAUCGAACCUCGCUCUCCUCGCUGCGCUCCUAGCAUGCGCUCUCGCUCAGUUCCUCAAGCUCUUCACCACCUGGUACAAAGAAAAGAGAUGGGACUCGAAGAAAAUGCUCGAUUCCGGCGGGAUGCCGUCGUCACAUUCCGCCACGGUGACGGCUCUGGCCGUCGCCGUUGGCCUUAAGGACGGCACCGGAGGACCUGCCUUCGCCAUUGCCUUUGUCUUAGCUUGCAUUGUUAUGUAUGAUGCCUCAGGAGUGAGACUUCAUGCUGGUCGGCAAGCCGAGUUGCUGAACCAAAUAGUGUGUGAGCUUCCUCCAGAGCAUCCUUUGUCCAGCGUUAGACCUCUGCGCGAUUCACUUGGACAUACUCCGCUACAGGUUGUUGCAGGUGCUGUGUUGGGAUGCAUAGUAGCUUACCUAAUGAGUAACACCAAAUAAGAUACCUUUGCGACCAAAUACCGAUUCUUUGAGCUUCACACUAGUGGACUGUUAACUAGAUGCAGUAGUUUUGGCAACGACAGAGAAAGAGCUGAUGUAAGAUGAACUCCUAGUUUACCGAAAGCGUGUAAUGUAAAGUUGUCUAGGGAAUAGGGGCCUCCACCCAAAUGUUGGGGGACUUCUAAUUUUUUAUGGAUUUGAACAUUGUUCUUGUUGUGUAUACCGAAGUUAUCUUCACUGAAUAAAGACACCCCUUGUGAAA
This is a messenger RNA of Pyrus x bretschneideri (Chinese white pear), 775 nucleotides long. RefSeq lists its product as uncharacterized. The transcript has 5 exons. Lineage: Eukaryota; Viridiplantae; Streptophyta; Magnoliopsida; Rosales; Rosaceae. The record is from RefSeq and is a predicted model, not a curated record. Bases 25 to 513 code for a protein of 162 amino acids.